Melampsora larici-populina 98AG31 is the source of this 2019-nucleotide messenger RNA. RefSeq lists its product as uncharacterized. Gene Ontology annotation, molecular function: 5'-3' exonuclease activity; RNA endonuclease activity; RNA binding. Gene Ontology annotation, cellular component: mRNA cleavage and polyadenylation specificity factor complex. The record is from RefSeq and is a predicted model, not a curated record. The transcript has 14 exons. NCBI's taxonomy places the organism in Eukaryota, Fungi, Basidiomycota, Pucciniomycetes, Pucciniales, Melampsoraceae. Gene Ontology annotation, biological process: mRNA 3'-end processing by stem-loop binding and cleavage. The coding region runs from base 1 to 2019 and encodes 672 amino acids.
AUGUUAGGUGCAGGUCAAGAAGUAGGAAGAAGUUGUUGUGUUAUCGAAUAUAAAUCGGUCACUGUGGUUUGUGAUACGGGUGUUCAUCCUGCUUAUACUGGAAUGGCUGCUUUACCUUUUAUUGAUGAAAUUGAUUGGAGUACUGUUGAUGCAAUUCUGAUCACACAUUUUCAUCUCGAUCAUGCUGCUUCAUUAACAUAUAUCAUGGAAAACACUAAUUUCAAAGAAGGUAAUGGAAAGGUCUUUAUGACACAUCCGACUAAAGCAGUUUACCGAUUCUUAAUGCAAGAUUUUGUAAGGAUGAGUACGAUUGGAACAGAUGGUGAAUUAUUCAAUGAAGAACAAAUGACACUAUCCUACGAAUCCAUCAAUGCCAUAGAUUAUCAUCAAGAGAUUUCCCUAGGAUCGCUUCGAUUCACAUCAUAUCCAGCCGGUCAUGUCUUAGGUGCAGCUAUGUUUUUGAUCGAGAUAGCAGGCAUCAGAGUGCUUUAUACGGGUGAUUAUUCUACGGAAGAAGAUCGACAUUUGAUACCUGCUAAAGUCCCGAAUUGGAAUGAAAAACCUGAUGUGAUGAUUUGUGAAUCGACUUAUGGUGUUCAAUCUCUUGAACCUAGACCUGAAAAAGAAGAAAGGUUUACUGCAUUAGUCCAAAUGAUCUUAAAAAGAGGUGGUAGAGUCCUAAUGCCAGUCUUUGCCUUAGGAAGAGCUCAAGAAUUAUUAUUAAUCUUAGAUGAAUAUUGGUCAAACCAUCCUGAAUUAAAUUCGAUUCCGAUUUAUUAUAUUUCGAAUCUAGCAGCUAAAUGUAUGAAAGUUUAUCAAACGUUUAUUCAUGGGAUGAAUGAAGAGAUCAAAUCUAAAUUUAAUAAAGGGAUCAAUCCUUGGACGUUUUUUAGAGAAGGUAAAGGUUUGUUUAAGAAAGGAUAUGUUACGAAUUUGAAAACUUUAGAUAAGUUUGAUGAUCGUGGACCUUGUGUUGUGAUGGCUAGUCCUGGGUUUAUGACCAAUGGAGCUAGUCGUGAACUAUUAGAAAGAUGGGCACCUGAUCGAAGAAAUGGUCUAUUAGUCACUGGUUAUUCCAUUGAAGGUACAAUGGCCAGAGAAAUGUUAAAAGAACCACAAGAGAUCACAGGGAUCAAAGGAAACAAGAUUCCUAGAAGAAUCGAAGUGAUUUAUAUUUCAUUUUCUGCACAUGUAGAUUAUACACAAAACGCAGCAUUUAUUGAUCAAGUGAUGCCAACUCAUUUAGUUUUGGUUCAUGGAGAAUUUAAUAAUAUGACUAGACUUAGAAACGCUUUGAAAGAUAAAUACCUUUUAGCUAAAAACGAAAUGCAGAUUUAUACACCUAGGAAUGUAGAAACUUUGAGAAUCAAAUUCAAAGCAUCUAGAAUAGCAAGAGCAAUAGGUAGUUUAGCAGACACGAAUUUAAGUGUUGGACAAACGAUCUCAGGCAUCUUGGUUUCCAAAGAUUCAGCUUAUACUUUAUUAUCUUCAACUGAUUUAAAAGAUUAUACUGGACUUUCAACUUCAUCUAUUUUUCAAAAAGUUUCGAUUAAUAUUAAUGUAGGUUGGGAAAUCGUUAGAUGGCAUUUGAAUUGUAUGUAUGGUAGGAUUGAAGAAGGGAUUGAUUUGAAUGAUAAGUUGACGUUUAGAGUGAUGGAAACUGUUGAUGUGAAAAAAGUCGAAGAUCAUCAAGUUUUAUUGGAAUGGGUUGGCUCAGUUACGAACGAUAUGAUAGCAGACUCAGUCCUAGCUCUCUUACUAGGAAUAGACAGAAGUCCAGCUUCUCUAAAACGUUAUGGAAAUCAUUGUGAUCAUCAUCAUUCGUCAACUCAUCAAAAACCUAAAGACGGUUGGAUCGAAAGAGUUGAUAAGUUAAUUGGUUUCUUAGAUGGACAUUUUGGACAUGUUGAAUUGUUGAAUGAACCGGCUAGAUUAAAGGUUUGGAUAGAUGAAGUUUGGUCUGAAGUGUUUUUAGAUGAUUUGGUGGGUUCUUUUUUUCCUCUUUCUCUCUCUUUUUGA